AUGCUCCUCCAAAUCCAUUCCCUCCUUAUCGUCCUUCCUCUCUUCUCCACUCCUACCUACGCGUAUCCUUCCAGAAGGCAAAGUCAAGUGCAAGAACAAGAUCAAGAAACUGAAAAAUCUACAGGUCUAUACAUAUCUUCCAUCCGAGAUGGCUUAUGUAUAUCAACCAACGAUACUGUCCCUAUAGUAGGUAGCGAGCUCGUAUUGACGGAUUGCGAAGGAGCGGAGACGUGGCAUGUACCCAAUGGAGAAGGACUGUUAGGGUUGGAUACUGUCGGAUUGGUCUGGGAUUCUCAGACAGGUGAGGGUGAUGCAGUAAUUGUCAAUGCACCUGCAAAUCAAACGACAAGUCAUCUCUGGAAAUGGUCAUCCGAUAAUCGUAUAUCUUCAUCAAACGGUUCAGUCUGUCUUCAACACAGUCCAGGAAAACCCAAGAUAGCUGCGUGCAAUCCCAAAAACGUUGAUCAAGUAUGGAUAUUGCGAAUUACCUCUCAACCUCAAUAUUUCGAUGAUAUUGCUAAACAACCUGAUUCGAAUCGGAAUGGAUAUUUCCAUCCCAAGAGUAGAAACGAUAUCUGUCUUUCUGCCAUAUCCAACGCACAAGCUUUUGUGGGAAGUGGAAUAGCGAUGACAUACUGCUCAGGUAAAGGCGAUGGAACUUCUUAUCUCGACGUAUCAACUUCCGAGUCCCUGUUCACUUGGUCCCUUCCACCCGUGAAUCAAAAAGGUCACGUCAAGCUUUCAGCCCAAGAUUUAUGUCUUGAAACUGGUUUGAAGAUGGGAAGUAAUGAUACGGAGUGGAGCUAUAUAUAUGCUAUGGGCCUUACUUUACAGGAAUGUGUUGAUAGGAAGGAAGGACAAGAUUGGAUCUGGGAUGGAGAGAGCCUCAAAGUCGCUAAUGGAGAUUCUAAUCAAUGUCUUAACAUCCUUGGUGGAGCAGGUCCCGUAUCAAUGACCAAUUUCUUGAAUUUACGCCCAAUGCAAUUAUGGACUUGUGAUUCGGAUGAUGAGAAUUCUAAAUUCACAUUAUCGUAA
This is a messenger RNA of Kwoniella botswanensis, 1035 nucleotides long. RefSeq lists its product as uncharacterized. The record is from RefSeq and is a predicted model, not a curated record. The transcript is spliced from 8 exons. Lineage: Eukaryota; Fungi; Basidiomycota; Tremellomycetes; Tremellales; Cryptococcaceae. Bases 1 to 1035 code for a protein of 344 amino acids.